AUGGAGUACCUCAGCGGAGUCUGCCAAGGAUGGGCCAGCCCGUCAGCAUACUCAUGGCCUGGACUUGCACUCACUGGACUCGCUGCUGGCUUUGCCCUUCAACAGCUGGCACGGACUGUGGUCAACUCGGUCACCUCGUCUGCCCUCGACCUCUCGGGCAAGCAUGUGGUCAUUACAGGCGGAUCAGAGGGUAUGGGUCUGGCCUUUGCCAAGCUGGCUGUUGGAGAUGGUGCUUCGGUGACCAUUCUGGCUCGGAAUCAGGCCAAGCUUGACAAGGCCCUUGAUGAGCUCACUGCCAUCGUCAAUGCCCUCCCUGAUCCCGUCGCUGAUCAGUUUGUUGACGCUCUCUCCGUCGAUGUCACUGAUGGUGAGGCUGUGACGAGGGCUAUGGCUGAGGUCGAUGCCAAGGCUCCCGUCGAGCUCCUCAUCGCAAACGCUGGCUACUCGGCCACCGGCUACUUUAUGGAUCUGGAAGAGUCAGACUUUACCCGCUCCAUGGACGUCAACUACAUGGGCGUCGUCCGCUGCGCCAAGGCCAUUGUUCCGUCCAUGAUCGCCCGUCGCUCCGGCCACAUUGCCAUCAUCAGCUCCGCCAUGGCCAUGUGUGGCAUGCUCGGCUACACUGCGUACGCGCCCACAAAGUGGGCUCUCCGCGGCUUUGCAGACUCGCUCCGCCAGGAGCUGCUCCCCUUUGACGUCUCCGUCUCCAUCUGCUAUCCGUCCGACGUCGAGACGCCUGGCUUUGCCAUCGAAAACGAGACCAAGCCGCCCGAGACCGUCGCUAUGUCCGACUCGGGCGAGCUCCUCACCGCAGAACAGGCUGCGGGUGUCAUGUACCCGCGCAUCCGCGCCCGCGAGUUCCACAUCGGCACUGACCUACUCCUCGACAUGAUGAGCUGGCCCAUGGCCGCUAUGUCGCCGCGCUCAAACACGGUCCUCGCCAUCGCCGCCUCGCCGCUGGUCUCCUUCCUCACUGCUGUCGUCGGCUGGCAGUGGGAUGGCAUCGUCCACUCGCACGCCUCUGACCGCAGCGACGUCCGCACCCACGCUUCGCCGCUCUCGUAG
Messenger RNA from Thecamonas trahens ATCC 50062, 1065 nucleotides. RefSeq names its product follicular lymphoma variant translocation 1. The record is from RefSeq and is a predicted model, not a curated record. Bases 1 to 1065 code for a protein of 354 amino acids. Gene Ontology annotation, biological process: sphingolipid biosynthetic process. NCBI's taxonomy places the organism in Eukaryota, Apusomonadida, Apusomonadidae. The transcript has a single exon. Gene Ontology annotation, molecular function: 3-dehydrosphinganine reductase activity. Gene Ontology annotation, cellular component: endoplasmic reticulum membrane.